ACUCGUAAAGGAGAAUAAAUCGUCCGCGCGGCCAAUAAGAAACAGCGCACAGACGAUUCUCAGAACAGAAAAACGAGAGAAGUUCGCACGAGAUUCCCUGCAUCAGAAGAAACCCUAGCGAAGGAAAAAAAAAAAAAACCAUCGCUUUUCCGUCUCCGAAAAGGGAUCUUCCAAAAGAUUAAGCUUUAUUUCUCUUAGUCCCUGAUGGCCUCAAAACGGAUUACGAAGGAGUUGAAAGACUUGCAGAAGGACCCUCCUACAUCCUGCAGCGCUGGACCUGUUGCUGAUGACAUGUUUCACUGGCAAGCGACGAUUAUGGGACCAGCAGACAGCCCCUUUGCAGGCGGUGUAUUUCUUGUAACCAUUCACUUCCCACCGGAUUAUCCCUUCAAGCCUCCCAAGGUUGCCUUCCGUACAAAAGUUUUCCAUCCAAACAUCAACAGUAAUGGUAGCAUCUGCCUCGACAUUCUGAAGGAGCAGUGGAGCCCUGCUCUCACAAUCUCCAAGGUUCUGUUGUCAAUCUGCUCACUGCUAACAGAUCCUAACCCAGAUGAUCCUUUGGUGCCAGAGAUUGCUCAUAUGUACAAGACUGACAGGGCUAAGUAUGAGUCCACUGCACGAUCCUGGACCCAGAAAUAUGCCAUGGGUUAGAUGAUUUCUAGGACACUUUCUGUCUCUCCCCCUCUGUCGACAAGGAUAUAUAUAUCUGCAUAUCAUAUCCUACCAAAUCAGUAAAUAAGAAAAAGAACAAUAGAUAGGUAAUUCUCCAAAAGGGUGUGUAAGGACUCUGUUUGUGUUUCUUCUUUUGAGUUACAUUGAAAUAAAAAACUAUAGAUGAGAGUC
Messenger RNA from Magnolia sinica, 843 nucleotides. Its product is annotated as ubiquitin-conjugating enzyme E2 28-like. Gene Ontology annotation, biological process: protein polyubiquitination. Gene Ontology annotation, molecular function: ubiquitin conjugating enzyme activity. Lineage: Eukaryota; Viridiplantae; Streptophyta; Magnoliopsida; Magnoliales; Magnoliaceae. Bases 205 to 651 code for a protein of 148 amino acids. The transcript has 5 exons. The record is from RefSeq and is a predicted model, not a curated record. Gene Ontology annotation, cellular component: nucleus.